Molecule: messenger RNA, 398 nt
Organism: Anguilla rostrata (American eel)
Lineage: Eukaryota; Metazoa; Chordata; Actinopteri; Anguilliformes; Anguillidae
Product: NADH dehydrogenase [ubiquinone] 1 beta subcomplex subunit 1-like
Exons: 4
Coding region: 78-254 (58 amino acids)
Cellular component (GO): mitochondrion
Source: RefSeq, a predicted model, not a curated record
ACAUUACAUUCAUUUGGCAGACGCUUUUAUCCAAAGCGACGUAAGGACACUGCAAACGACCUCGACGCUAAGGUAACAUGGUCAACAUUGGAUCCAUUCUGAAAACCCACUGGGUCAGUGUUCUUGUACCCCUUGGGUUUGUGAUUGGGGUUUACCUGGACAGAGUGAACGAUGGAAAACUCGCUGCAUUCAGGAACAAGAGUGUACUGUACAGCAGGGAGCUGAAGCCAGGAGAAGUCGUCACAUGGAAGUAAUGGAUUCUGACGGAGAACUAUGAUAUUUAUUAAUUUUCCUUUUGAUAUACCAUUUUGUGCAAAGAAUGUUUGUUAGAAUAGAUGGCCUUGUAUGUCUCUAAAAACAAGUUACUGUCAAUCUAAUAAAUGUAAUUCUUUUGGUGA